GGGCCGAGUUACCGCGGCCUGUCGGUCGCGUGCGAGGAGGGGGUGUCUUCCGGUUCAGCAGAGCUAGUCGCUGCGUUUGUUGAAGGACAUCUGCUGCGGAAUUUGUGAUUCGGACGAAGAUUGAAGUCAUGGCUGGUGCAGAAAGUGAUGGCCAAUUCCAGUUUACUGGUAUUAAAAAAUAUUUCAACUCUUACACCCUCACAGGUAGAAUGAAUUGUGUCCUGGCCACAUACGGAGGCAUUGCUUUGUUGGUCUUAUACUUCAAGUUAAGGCCUAAGAAAACUCCAGCUGUGAAGGCAACAUGAGUGGAUUUUGAACUGUCUGACCUCACCUGUUAAGUCCAUGCCUGAAGAAGCUGAUGUGAACUCAUCAUGUAAUACUCAAUUUGUACAAUAAAUUAUGAACCUGGAAAA
Messenger RNA from Grammomys surdaster, 413 nucleotides. It is a transcript of the gene Atp5mk, whose product is annotated as ATP synthase membrane subunit DAPIT. The record is from RefSeq and is a predicted model, not a curated record. The transcript is spliced from 4 exons. Lineage: Eukaryota; Metazoa; Chordata; Mammalia; Rodentia; Muridae. Bases 129 to 305 code for a protein of 58 amino acids.